GGAUGUACCCUAUGACCCCAUUAAUGAGACUAUCUUUGGGUACUCCGAGCAACGCCCGCCUCUCGUGCUCGAGGUCAUCUGCAAAGGACGACGCCUCCAAGCACUCGUGGACAGCGGAGCUACUCUUCACACCGAAACCGGACGGAAGCCUGCGCAUGUGCAUCGACUACCGAGCUCUUAACAAGCAGACCAUCAAGAACAAGUAUCCGAUACCGCGAAUCGAUGACCUGCUUGACCAGCUUCGGGGAGCUACGGUAUUUUCCAAACUGGAUCUGCGGUCCGGAUACUGGCAGAUACGGAUGGCGGACAACUCUAUCCACAAAACUGCUUUCCGAACUCGGUACGGAUCGUACGAGUAUCUGGUAAUGCCGUUCGGACUCACCAACGCACCGGCAACUUUCCAAGCCGAAAUGAACCACAUUCUACGACCACUUCUGGACGAAUGCGUGGUGGUGUACCUGGAUGACAUACUCAUCUACUCGCGCGACAUGAAGCAGCACGUCGAACACCUGCGACGCGUCUUCGAAAUUCUUCGACGGGAACGAUUCUACGUCAAACUGUCCAAGAGCGAAUUCGCCCUUGAAAAGGUCCAGUUCCUAGGACACAUGGUAAGCGCUCAAGGAGUUCACGUCGACCCCAAGAAAAUCGAAGCCGUACGUACGUGGAAGACACCCGAGAACAUCCCGAACGUGACUACGUCAUUGAAGCAGACGCCAGUGAUCAGGCCGUGGGGGCAGUCUUGAUGCAAGACCAAGGGAAUGGACUGCAACCCAU
Molecule: messenger RNA, 774 nt
Organism: Closterium sp. NIES-67
Lineage: Eukaryota; Viridiplantae; Streptophyta; Zygnematophyceae; Desmidiales; Closteriaceae
Source: the annotation of a GenBank genome assembly